CUAAGCCAAUCCGAGGCGGUGUAUGGCCCCGGCAGUGAACCCAUGAGCACCGUGUUUGUUAGUCGCAGGAAGCAGGAGGACGCGACCCGUCGAGUUGGUACCAGCUUCUUCACCUCUCAGCGGACAUGAACCCGUGCUUAGGAGGAAACGUAGCGUCGGAUCCGCUCUAUGGAUAUUUUUCAGCUGUUGCAGGGCAGGAUGCACAGAUCUCAUCUGACGAGCUGCAGCGCUGCCUCACGCAGUCGGGCAUCUCUGGCUCAUAUCAGCCCUUCAGCAUGGAGACCUGCCGGCUGAUGAUCAGCAUGCUGGAUAGGGACAUGUCCGGCACCAUGGGCUUUGCUGAGUUCAAGGAGCUGUGGCAGUCUCUGAACCAAUGGAAGACGGUCUUUGUCUCAUACGACCAGGACCGCAGUGGAACAAUGGAGGGCCAGGAGCUGCAGCAGGCCAUUGCCAACUUUGGUUACAGAUUGAGCCCUCAGGCCCUGAACAUCAUCAUGAAGCGCUACAGCUUGAACGGCAGGAUCACCUUCGACGAGUUCCUGAGCUGCUGCAUCAGACUGCGCAUCCUGACGGAUCAGUUCAAAAGAAGAGACGCAACCCAAAGUGGCAGCGCCUCGUUUCAGUACGAUGACUUCAUCCAGGUCACCAUGAGCGUCUGAAGAGGAAACAAAGCAGAAACAUCCAAUUCUCACCUUAACUGCACGUGAUCGUUAUAUGGACUCUGCUGUCUUUUACUUUUUAUUAUUACUCUUGUAUUAACAAGAUUAAGAUGUCACUGUAACAUUCCAUUUCAUUAUGAACGUUAAACCUGUCUCUGCCUUCACCUCAUUAACUGUGCAUGUGAUCAUGUGUGAAGUGAAUAAACAUGUAGCGUGUC
Messenger RNA from Platichthys flesus (European flounder), 877 nucleotides. It is a transcript of the gene sri, whose product is annotated as sorcin. Gene Ontology annotation, molecular function: calcium ion binding. The transcript is spliced from 8 exons. Lineage: Eukaryota; Metazoa; Chordata; Actinopteri; Pleuronectiformes; Pleuronectidae. Bases 126 to 659 code for a protein of 177 amino acids. The record is from RefSeq and is a predicted model, not a curated record.